This is a messenger RNA of Malassezia pachydermatis, 251 nucleotides long. Its product is annotated as repressible alkaline phosphatase precursor. Gene Ontology annotation, cellular component: fungal-type vacuole membrane. Lineage: Eukaryota; Fungi; Basidiomycota; Malasseziomycetes; Malasseziales; Malasseziaceae. Gene Ontology annotation, molecular function: alkaline phosphatase activity. The annotation marks the transcript as partial. The transcript has a single exon. Gene Ontology annotation, biological process: dephosphorylation. The record is from RefSeq and is a predicted model, not a curated record.
AUGAUUGAAGGUGCGCGCAUUUACCACGCCGCGCACAACAAUGACCCUAUUGGCCACAUUUAUGAUAUUCUCGAGUACAACCAUGCGUUUGAGGCGGUGGCCAAGUGGGUCGAUGAGAACUCGUCGGACGACCAUGAGAUUCUGUUGGUCUCCACAAGUGACCAUGAAUGUGGUGGCCUGGCGCUGUCGUGGCAGUGUCCGGAGGACCAGACGGGCGAUUACGCGUGGUGCCCGGAUGUGAUGUUCAACGC